Molecule: messenger RNA, 2204 nt
Organism: Xiphophorus hellerii (green swordtail)
Lineage: Eukaryota; Metazoa; Chordata; Actinopteri; Cyprinodontiformes; Poeciliidae
Product: NLR family CARD domain-containing protein 3-like
Exons: 2
Coding region: 132-2189 (685 amino acids)
Source: RefSeq, a predicted model, not a curated record
GACUUCAUAUAUAUGGUCUGUACAUAAACAAGAACUACUUUUCCAUGAGUUCUGUUCAAAGUCACCUUCAUGCUGCACUUUGUAGACCAGAGGACUGUCAGUCUGUCCAACAUCCAUCUGGUGUUUGACUUAUGAUGUUUCCUUUAUCUAUUAUUCUGUUCCAGCUGCUGGAGGACAAUAUUGUCACUUUUGUGAAGAAAGAACUGAAGAAGAUCCAGAAAGUUCUGAGUUCAGAUUACCCAGAAUGUUCAGAGAGUCAGAGAGAUGAUGAUGAGGUGUUGGGAGGUGAUGAUGAAGAACAGAGGAGGAGCAGCAGAGAGGCAGUGAUGAAGAUCACACUGAACAUCCUAAGGAGAAUGAAGCAGGAGGAGCUGGCUGACCAUCUGCAGAGCAGACAUUUCGCUGCAGUUUGUCAACAUCAACUUAAAUCUGGUCUGAAGAAGAAGUUCCAGUCUGUGUUUGAGGGGAUUGCUAAAGCAGGAAGUCCAACCCUUCUGAACCAGAUCUACACAGAGCUCUACAUCACAGAGGGAGGGACUGGAGCGGUCAAUGAUGAACAUGAGGUCAGACAGAUUGAAAUAGCAUCCAGGAAAACAGACAGACCAGAAACAACAAUCAGACAAGAAGACAUCUUUAAAGUCCCACCUGGAAGAGAUCAACCAAUCAGAACAGUAAUGACAAAGGGAGUGGCUGGCAUUGGGAAAACAGUCCUAACACAGAAGUUCACUCUGGACUGGGCUGAAGACAAAGCCCACCAGAACAUCCAGUUCAUAUUUCCAUUCACGUUCAGAGAGCUGAAUGUGCUGAAGGAGAAAAAGUUCAGCUUGGUGGAACUUGUUCAUUAUUUCUUUAGUGAAACCAAAGAAAUCUGCAGCUUUGAACACUUCCAGGUUCUGUUCAUCUUUGAUGGCCUGGAUGAGAGUCGACUUCCUCUGGACUUCCUCAACAAGGAGAUCCUGACUGAUGCUACAGAGUCCACCUCAGUGGACGUUCUGCUGACAAACCUCAUCGGGGGGAAACUGCUUCCCUCUGCUCUCCUCUGGAUAACCACACGACCUGCAGCAGCCAAUCAGAUCCCUCCUCAGUGUGUUGGCAUGGUAACAGAGGUCAGAGGUUUCAAUGACCCACAGAAGGAGGAGUACUUCAGGAAGAGAUUCAGAGAUGAGGAGCAGGCCAGCAGGAUCAUCUCCCACAUGAAGACAUCACGAAGCCUCCACAUCAUGUGCCACAUCCCAGUCUUCUGCUGGAUCACUGCUACAGUUCUGGAGGAUGUGUUGGAGACCGGAGAGGGAGGAAAGCUGCCCAGAACCCUGACUGAUAUGUACAUCCACUUUCUGGUGGUUCAGACCAAAGUGAAGAAGGUCAAGUAUGAUGGAGGAGCUGAAACAGAUCCACACUGGAGUCCAGAGAGCAGGAAGAUGAUUGAGUCUCUGGGAAAACUGGCUUUUGAUCAGCUGCAGAAAGGAAACCUGAUCUUCUAUGAAUCAGACCUGACAGAGUGUGGCAUCAAUAUCAGAGCAGCCUCAGUGUACUCAGGAGUGUUCACACAGAUCUUUAAAGAGGAGAGAGGGCUGUACCAGGACAAGGUGUUCUGCUUCAUCCAUCUGAGUGUUCAGGAGUUUCUGGCUGCUCUUCAUGCUCAUCGAACCUUUAUCAACUCUGGUUCUGACGUGAUGAAUGAAACACAAAGAUCUAAGAAGUCUUCAUUAUUUAAUAAACCUAAACUAAAGUCUCUCCAUCACAGAGCUGUUGACCAGGCCUUACAAAGUCCAAAUGGACACCUGGACUUGUUCCUCCGCUUCCUCCUGGGACUUUCACUGCAGACUAAUCAGAGACUCCUACAAGGUCUGCUGACAAAGACAGAAAGUAGCUCACAGACCAAUCAGAAAACAGUUCAGUUCAUCAAGAAAAAAAUCAGCAAAAAUGUGUCUGCAGAGAAAAGCAUCAAUCUGUUCCACUGUCUGAAUGAACUGAAUGAUCGUUCUGUAGUGGAGGAGAUCCAACAGUCUCUGAGUUCAGGAAGUCUCUCCACAGAUAAACUGUCUCCUGCUCAGUGGUCAGCUCUGGGUUUCAUCUUAGUGUCAUCAGGAAAAGAUCUGGAUGUGUUUGACCUGAAGAAAUACUCUGCUUCAGAGGAGGUUCUUCUGAGGCUGCUGCCAGGGGUUAAAGCCUCCAACAAAGCUCUGUAAGGACACAGAUUGUUG